AUGGCAGCAGAUGAAGAUAUGGGACUCAGAGAAUUUGUCUCUGGCCAGACAGCUGGGGAAGAGGCUUGGGGGACUGAGAUUGAGGCCAGGUCUACUUCCUCGAAGCGACUGGGCUUCUACUUCAUACGGCUGGAGCAGCAGAUCCUGAGCACACGGCCAGGAGACCUGUCCUAUCACCAACCACAACAAGAACUGUCUCCUUCACUGGUGUUGGGAGACCAGCCUGGAGCAGAUGCUGAGGCUGCUUCCCUGGGCCUCUUGGCCACCCUGGCACAUGUCACCUGAGUUCCUAUGGGGCUGACCCCUAUGGACCUACUCAGCCUUAUCUGCCACACAGCUGCCACACUAUGGACCUUCCCAGAGUCCUGCAACAUUCCCAGUGGUAUCAGAAUCUGUAGGACCUACAGUGAAAGAUCGAGUGGCCAUGAGGAGGAGACCAUGCAGUUCCUGAAUGACCAUUUAGUCAGGUUCCUGGAGAAGGUGUACCAGCUGGAGAGGAAGAAAGCGGAGUGGACCAACAUCCAAGAGUUGAGCAAAUGCCAUGAGUCUAGUGUGUGCCCAGAGUACCAGUCCUACCUCCAGAAGGAAGAGAUCCAGCUGAAGAUCCUAUGCAGUGAAGCAGAGGAUGUCAGCAGGAUUAUACAAACUAACAAUGAUGUGCUGUCAGUGGUUUUAGAAUCAAGGGGAGGUGGGCAUGUGCAGGAUGCCCAGCAGGAGUCUCUGAAGGAGGAGCAGUUCUGCCUCAAGAGCCAACACAAGCAGGAAGCUUAUACUCUGAGGUGUCACCUGGAGGAUAAGUUCCAGAUAGAACUAGAUACCAAGACCACUGUGGACCACAGCAGUGUACUGUGGUGCCAAUAUGAGGCUAGAGUUGAGACCAACUUCCAGGAAGUGGAGCAGUGGUUCCAAGAUCAGUCUGAAGGCAACAGCCUGCGGGCCGUGUCCUGCUCUGAGGAACUGUGGUGUUGCCAGUCGGAGAUCCUGGAGCUGAGAGGCAUGUGGAAUGCUCUGGAGGCUGAGCACCAAGCCCAACAUAGCCUGUUGUUUGCCGAGACCACAGCUGAUCUGGAGUGGCAGAACCAGGAGUACCAGGGACUGCUGGAUGUCAAUACCUGGAUGCAGGGUGAGAUCAACAUGUACCAGAACCUUCCUGAGAGUGGGGACUGUACACAUGUGAUCUAG
Molecule: messenger RNA, 1182 nt
Organism: Ictidomys tridecemlineatus (thirteen-lined ground squirrel)
Lineage: Eukaryota; Metazoa; Chordata; Mammalia; Rodentia; Sciuridae
Source: RefSeq, a predicted model, not a curated record